Molecule: messenger RNA, 2474 nt
Organism: Aedes aegypti (yellow fever mosquito)
Lineage: Eukaryota; Metazoa; Arthropoda; Insecta; Diptera; Culicidae
Product: zinc finger protein 624
Exons: 7
Coding region: 69-2075 (668 amino acids)
Biological process (GO): regulation of DNA-templated transcription
Cellular component (GO): nucleus
Molecular function (GO): DNA-binding transcription factor activity, RNA polymerase II-specific; zinc ion binding; RNA polymerase II cis-regulatory region sequence-specific DNA binding
Source: RefSeq, a predicted model, not a curated record
UAAUUUAAAUCGAAUUGGUUGCCUGGGUUGCCUAGCUCCCGUUUACUUUCGAAUUUUCAAUCACCGUAAUGGAGGGAAUUUUGGGAGAGCUUGUGGACAUCAAACUCGAACCGGAGGACCCGGUGGACUAUCCCCUGCCGGAAGAAGACGUUGUGGCCACCCCGCUGGACAUCGACAUCCCGACCGACAGCCAGCGGGUGAACCAGUUCUGUCGGUUAUGCCUGCGGGAGCUUCCCACCCUGUUCCCUUUGGCAUCUCGCGUCCAGAACGUAAUGAUACCGGAAAUGAUCGCGGCCGUUACCGGGAUCAAUAUCAAUAUGCGGGACAAUUUGCCGAAAAAGGUCUGCAUUAAGUGUCUGGUGAAGCUGGAUUACGCUUACCAUAUUCGGCAGGAAUACGUGGAAAAUAAUAAGACGUUAAAGAUUUUGUCCAAGUCUAAGAUCAUCAAGUUGUGGGAAUGUUUGACGGAUUACCAGAGAGGGGUCCGAGCGAAGACUGAGACAAGGUCAGAGAAACUUCUUCGGGAAAAUAAAGAUAUCAUAAGGAUGCGGUUGAUCAGAAAGGAAGAGCAAUUGUCAAAGAUGACAGGGGAGGAACUGGCAAACGUUGAUCUCCCAAAGACUAUACCUGCUGGAAAUUCGAAGGAAUCUAGCGAGGUAAUUGUAGACCUAGAACCGACUGAGACAUUGAAAGAAAACAUUGAGCAAGAAAAGCAAACAUCCAAUACCAUGGAAAGCUCCGAAGUAUGGGAAAUAGAAUCAGAAGAAGAAGAUGGGUCCAAUGAUCGAACUGAAACAAAUGAGAAGGAAACCGCUGAAAAAAGCAUUCCGGAAGGAUAUAGAAGAAUCCUCAAUUUCCUAGUGGAAGUUAAAGAAACGGAUGUCGACCCGAACAAGUGCUACAUUUGCCAGGAACAGUUUGCCGAUGUCACCGAUCUUGAGCUGCAUUUCCCCACUCACCGGGAAAUGGUUCCGUACAGUUGCAAAGAGUGCAAAGGAACGGUCAUAGACCCGAUAAGUAUUUCCACGGUCAUUAUGCUGCAUCGCCAUGUCAAGAUGCACGCGGGUACUACCAAAUGUCCGGAAUGUCCGUACCGGUGUUUCCAAUCAGCCAGUAUGUACAACCAUUUGAAGCGAUAUCACUUGCAGGAUCCUAAUGCCGACUGCACGUGCAAAACUUGCGGGGCCAAGGUCAAGAACAAGAAAUCGCUGGAAAACCACAUGCGCAUGCAUAAAGCUGUCGAGGAAGGCCGGUUUACGUGUUCGUUCUGUGCGAAGAAAUUUGCAACGAGUGCUCGCUUGGUACGCCACGAACGGAUCCACACCAAUGAGAGACCGUUCGCGUGUCGUUACUGCAGUAAGGGUUUCACCAAUAAAACAUCUUUUCAGGCCCACGAGCGCUCCCACACCGGAGUUCGGGGCUACCGUUGUGAAGAGUGCGGUAAAAGUCAUCGCACUAGAACCGAAUUGAACAUGCAUUUGUCGACGACGCACAAAAUUAUGAAAAGACCUAAUGCUACCAACAAAGAAAAGUAUGUAACGUCUGAAACGUCGCUGAAAUGCACUGUGGAAGGUUGCGAUUUUGAGACGAAAAAUCGCUCAAAGUAUUAUCAACACAAAGCGGGGCACACAUUGAACUUCCACUGUCCCUAUUGCGAACUUCGAUUUCCGACCAAGCAACGUUUAGAAUCGCACGAAUUUGUCCACACUAAGUUGAAGCGAUUCUGUUGCGAACUUUGCGGCAAAAGUUUUCGGUUCAGGAACAGUUUUGUCGAUCACAUGGCCAAUCACAACAACAUCCGGGCGCAUACCUGUGGUGUUUGUAAUUUAUCAUUCGUCCGGGAGCGUAAUCUGAAGGAACACAUGAAGAAACACUCGGACACAUUAGAUUAUGCGUGUCGUCACUGCGGCAAAAAGUUCCGGUAUCGAGCUGAUCUCUCGAAACAUGAAAGGACUCAUCCAACCGAGACAACGUUGACCAAAGAGGAGGUUGAUUUGGUUUGUUCGGACGACAUGGACCUGAUCGCCGAGGAAUGUGAUGAAGAAGGCAUCCUGGUGGAAUAUCUAGACGAGUAAGGUAAGCAAAACUGAGCGUGUAUUGAUGCUUACAUAUAUGGCUACAUAUAUGGGUAAAUUUGGAUACACGAACUAUGAGAGGAAGAUCCUGACACCUAUUCAAAUGAUUUUGAAAGAUACGUCAAUUUGAGGUAAUUCACUACUUCGGCAUCAUUCCUCUUUUCUUUGCAACUACAUUCAUAGUACUAUUCUAUCAAACAAAUAAUGGUUUAUUAGCAUCAAUCUGAUAGGAUUUUGAAGAUUUAUAAUCAAUGAAUAUUGUCAGAUUUAUUAACAAUGCUAUAAUGCAGUACUAAAUACAGUUUCACGAUUACAUUCAAAAAAAGAUGUUAGUGAUUAAAUUUUGUACGUUUUCAUGAAAUUAUCGAUAUGUCGAACAAAAAAAAACCUAACCUAUAA